This is a messenger RNA of Manihot esculenta (cassava), 1936 nucleotides long. RefSeq names its product protein CUP-SHAPED COTYLEDON 2. The transcript has 3 exons. The coding region runs from base 649 to 1713 and encodes 354 amino acids. Gene Ontology annotation, biological process: regulation of DNA-templated transcription. Gene Ontology annotation, molecular function: DNA binding. The record is from RefSeq and is a predicted model, not a curated record. NCBI's taxonomy places the organism in Eukaryota, Viridiplantae, Streptophyta, Magnoliopsida, Malpighiales, Euphorbiaceae.
UUUGUUUUUUUCUCUUUUAUCUUUGAAAAUGGACCUCUCUCAUUAAAACUACUUUCUGUUCCCUCCCCUUCAUUUUCUUCACUGACAGAGAAUACCUGCACAAUUUCUCACGCACGCACGCAUACUCAGAGCCCCACUCCUCAGACGCAUACAUCACCUUCAUCGCUCUCUCUUCUUUGGCCCUUAUCAUAUCCACUAGCGAGAGAGAGAGAGAGAGAGACAGUGCAGAGAAAACACAGAGAUUUUGCAAGCCAGCCCAAAUCAUAUACUUCCUCAUUAUCAUUUCUUGCCUUUUUACAUCUGCCGCUCGAUUCAUCAAAUCCCCAUGAAACCCUCUGCUCAUCUCCCCCUUAUAAUACUCUUUGUUAGCCCAAUCAAACCAAACCUUCUAACUAGAUAACAAAGUUAAGAAUACCCUCUUCUUCUUCCCCUUCCUCUUCCUCUUCCUCUUCCUCUUCUUCUCUUCUUUUCUUUUCUAGGUUUGAACUUUUUGCAUGGCGUUCCGUGGCUUUGGUCUUUAGACAUUUUGCCAUGUGCGUUUUGACUGUUACUUGAUAUUGUGUUUAGGAUUUUUACUUACUUUGUCUUUCUUCUAGGUAUUAGAGCUUAACUAGGCUUGUUUCUUGAAGUUGGGGUUUAUUUAAUUCUAUGGAUAGCUACCGCCAUUUUGACACCGGUGAUGCCCGUUUACCUCCUGGCUUUAGGUUUCACCCAACCGACGAGGAGCUUAUCACAUGCUAUCUACUCAAGAAGGUUCUUGAUAGCAACUUCACUGGUAGAGCCAUUGCUGAAGUGGAUCUGAACAAGUGCGAGCCAUGGGAGCUUCCUGAGAAAGCAAAAAUGGGAGAGAAAGAGUGGUACUUCUUCAGCCUGAGAGAUAGAAAGUACCCAACUGGGCUGAGAACUAAUAGAGCCACUGAAGCUGGUUAUUGGAAAGCUACCGGAAAAGACAGGGAGAUUUACAGCUCAAAGACUUGUGCACUUGUGGGAAUGAAGAAGACGUUGGUGUUCUACAGAGGUCGAGCCCCUAAAGGAGAGAAAAGUAACUGGGUUAUGCAUGAGUAUCGUCUUGAAGGCAAAUUUGCCUACCACUAUCUCUCCCGGAGCUCUAAGGAUGAAUGGGUCAUCUCCAGAGUGUUCCAGAAGAGUGGUGGCUCCACCUCUAGCAGCAGCAGUAGCAGCACCAAGAAAGGGCGUUUUAGCAACACUAUCAACCUCCACCCAGAAGCCAGCUCCCCUUCGUCGGCAUCUCUCCCACCUCUUCUGGAUCCUACCACCACCACCACUGCUGCCUCGACCAACACUUUUAAUGACCGUGAAAGCUGCUCCUAUGACAGCUAUGCUCAAACUGAGCACGUGUCCUGUUUCUCCACCAUUGCCACCGCAGCUUCCAAUACUGCUAAUCAAAACAACUUUGAAUUUGCACCCCCACCUCUCCUCUUAGCAGCUGAUCCAUUUGGACGGUUCCCAAGGAACGUGGGCGUCUCUUCAUUCCCCAGCCUGAGGUCCCUGCAGGAGACACUUCAGUUGCCAUUCUUUUUCUCUGCCCCAUCCCAGACUGCGGCGGCGGCGCCAUGUAAUGGAGGUGGUACCACUGCCAUGAAUUGGAUGACAGGUUCGGAUGAGGGGAGAAUUGAUGGUGGCCCUGCUGGUGAGAGUGGGGGUGUAAGGGCGGCAGGUUUCACAGAGCUCGACUGCAUGUGGACCUAUUGAAUCUUAAAUGGUAGAGAUAAAUGUAAUGCUGAAUGUCACGAGUUGAUCCAUUCCUUAUUAUCCAUAGAUAGGGUCUCGAAAUGCAGGUUUCUUUAUGCUUUAGUACUUAGCACUACGUUUGGGAUUUUAGUUAUUUUAGGUACGAUGACUGCUAAUAUGUAUUAACUUGUGCUUUGCGAUGGUAACUUAUUUAUUGUCAUUCUUAAUAUACUCCUAUUUGUUA